Messenger RNA from Oncorhynchus nerka (sockeye salmon), 570 nucleotides. Its product is annotated as large ribosomal subunit protein eL32-like. The record is from RefSeq and is a predicted model, not a curated record. Gene Ontology annotation, biological process: translation. Gene Ontology annotation, cellular component: ribosome; cytosolic large ribosomal subunit. The coding region runs from base 112 to 519 and encodes 135 amino acids. Lineage: Eukaryota; Metazoa; Chordata; Actinopteri; Salmoniformes; Salmonidae. Gene Ontology annotation, molecular function: structural constituent of ribosome. The transcript is spliced from 4 exons.
GGUUUAGUUAUUUAAAUAUUUGUUUGAAAGACACGGAAGAGGAAGGAAGAACAAUCUCCACCCUCUUUCCUUCAUCUGCCUCCAGGCAGGCAUACGAGACCGAACUGCAACAUGGCAGCGUUGAGGCCUCUGAAAAGGCCCAAGAUCGUCAAGAAGAGGGUGAAGAAGUUCAUCAGACAUCAGUCGGACCGCUAUGUCAAAGUCAAGCAAAACUGGCGAAAACCCCGUGGUAUCGACAACAGGGUGCGGCGGCGCUUCAAAGGCCAGAUGCUGAUGCCCAACAUCGGCUACGGAAGCAACAAGAAGACCAAACACAUGCUGCCCUCCGGAUUCAGGAAGUUCCUGGUCCACAACAUCCGAGAGCUGGAGGUCCUCAUGAUGAGCAACAAGACCCAUGCUGCAGAGAUAGCCCACAACGUGUCGUCUAAGAACAGGAAGUUGAUCGUGGAGAGGGCAGCUCAGCUGGCCAUCAAGAUCACCAACCCCAACGCCAGGCUACGCAGCGAGGAACACGAGUGAUCUGGGACCACGACUCUUUGUUGUUCAAUAAAUGAUCUAUACACCUGUCAA